UGCAACGAUCAACAUUAGCAUGGCGUCGACCAAUAACUGUGCUUGAAAUACAGUCUUGGCACUUCGUAGCGAAGGGAACUCCUUUAUUUGCGCCAGGCUACAGUUUACCUUACAUUUGGAGACUGAGGUGUUGUUCAGUAUGGCAGGGCUUGUGAAGGCUAAGAAGUAUGAUUGGAAGGACUCAAACUUGGCUUUGUUCGGCUCAGACGUCGAGAAAAAUGUCAAGAAAAGUUCAGCAAUGGAGGAAAAAGCGUGGAAGGGCUGUGGUCAAAGAGUUGAGUUAAAGAUCUGGAGAAUUGUCAAAUUUAAGGUGGUAGAUUGGCCCAAGGAGGACUAUGGGAGAUUUUAUGAUGGAGACUCGUACAUCAUUCUUAAUACGUACAAAAAGGAUCCUAAUAGUGAGGAGCUUGACCAUGACGUUCACUUUUAUAUUGGCAAGUACUCCAGCCAGGAUGAGUAUGGAACAGCUGCAUAUAAAACAGUUGAACUGGACACUUAUUUGGAUGAUAAACCUAUCCAGCAUCGUGAAGUAAUGGAUCAUGAGUCUCCACUCUUCAAGAGCUACUUCAAAACCAUUUCUAAAAUGAAAGGAGGGGCUGAAUCAGGAUUCCGUCAUGUGGAACCCAAGAAAUAUGUCCCCCGCCUUGUUCAUGUGUCUGGUAAUAAGAAAGUGACGAUCAAAGAGGUGAAGUUUAAGAAAGAUUACUUGAAUGAUGAUGAUGUGUUCCUUGUUGACCUUGGACUGAAGAUAUUUCAGUGGAAUGGUGAUAAUAGCAGCAUGAAUGAAAGGUUUGCAGCAGGAAAAUGUGUAACGCAAUUAAAAUCUGAACGAGGUGGUAAACCAACUGUGGAAGUUCUUGAUAAUUGUAAGGUUGCUGAAAUACCUGAGGAGUUGUUGGAAGUCUUUCCCGAGGAAGGACAGCCUGGAACCAAGAGGUCUAAAUUUUUUACGAAAAAAGAUGAGACUGAUAGUGAUCCUGGGUACGAGAAGGUGUUGUUUAGGUUGUCAGAGGAAGGCGGUGAGAUGAAUGUUUAUCUUGGAUUCUGGAAAACACUGCUAUGUGUGGGUUGGGAGCGGCGCAAGCUCAAAUGAAAAGAAGAAUGGUUUGUCUUAUGCCCACAAUUACCUAACCAAAUCCGCAAACCCUCUUCAACCAAUCACUGUAAUUGGAGAGGGACAGGAAACAAAGGAAUUCCACGCAGCAUUUAACUAAGGGUGACACCAUGUCAAACGAAGGCGGUCUGAUCAAGAAGUAUUAAAAACAUAAAUUUGUAGUGUGUCUGGCUAAGUUUUUGGUGAAUAUGGACAGAAUUUCGUGUGAUUUUUACUACAUUAUGCAAAAAUUCGUCUGUGUUCGCAGGCAGCUUCUGGAAGUAGGUUUCUUUGUAAUUUUGUUGCUUGUUAAUCGGAAAAUGAAACAUUACUUGUUAAUCUUGAACUUCGUUAAGGUUAAACAAGGAUUCACCGCUCUAUAUUGUUCAAGGCAUAACUGAUCACAGAUAUGAAAAUAAACCAAGGAAUUUACCGUG
Molecule: messenger RNA, 1530 nt
Organism: Pocillopora damicornis (cauliflower coral)
Lineage: Eukaryota; Metazoa; Cnidaria; Anthozoa; Scleractinia; Pocilloporidae
Product: gelsolin-like protein 2
Biological process (GO): actin polymerization or depolymerization
Cellular component (GO): cytoplasm; actin cytoskeleton
Molecular function (GO): actin filament binding
Source: RefSeq, a predicted model, not a curated record